AUGAGCGCCUGUGAGAAGCAGUGGCAGCAGACGCUCUCCAUCUGGAAAGCACUGGGCCAGGUGAAAGUUGAACCCAAUGUCUUUAGCUACAGCGCGGCAAUUAGCUCGUAUGAGAAGUGCGAGCGUUGGUGGCAGUCUUGGGAGCUCUUCAACCAAAUGUCCGAAGCAGGAAUGCAGCCCAAUGUGGCGUGCUUCAAUGGGGCUUUGAGCUCGUGCGGGAAGGGCGGCGAGUGGCCACAAAUCCUCACUCACAUGGAGGCCAUGAUGGGCAGAUCUGUACUACCGAACCUUUGCAGCUUCACUUUGGCCAUCAACUUGGCCAAGUGGCAGGUGUCCUUGUGGCUUCUCCUGGCCAUGCCCAAAGAGGAUCUUCAUCCAAAUGCGAUCACCUUUGGUGCCAUGCUCAGCUCAUAUGCGAAGUCAGGGAACUGGCAACGCGCCUGGAGCACCCUAUGCAGCCUCAAAGACACCAGGGCGAGGCCGAACCUCGUUUGCUGCAAUGCUUUGAUUGCCUCAUGUGAGGUGGCCGGGGAGUGGCAAAGAGCUAUGGAAGCAUUGGAACUGACCUCCCAGUUCAACCUUCAACCUGAUGCGAUCACCUUCAGCACUGCCAUUAGCUCCUGCCAAGUUGGGAGCCAAUGGGAGGUAGCCCUUCAUAUUCUGCAUGGCAUGCCUUCUACCGUUCGGCCCAACGUUUUUAGCUUCAGCGCAGCCAUCAGUUCCUGCAAGGAGCAGUGGCAGCAGGCUUUGAACCUGGUGGAGUUGAUGCUGGAGUGCGAGGUUGAGCCAAACCAUGUCAGUUUGAAUGCGGUGCUCAGCUCACUGGAGAAGGGCCACCGGUGGCAAGAGGCGUGGAGCUUUCUCAACUGCAUGCCAGUGCAGCCUGACGUCAUCAGUUUUACUUAUGCUAUCAAGGCCUGCCAAGAUUCUCAAGCAUGGCAGGUCGGCUACAUCUUGCGCCUUGAGGGGGCCAAAGCGCUCCUGGACGCCCAGGUCGAGGCGAUCAGCGAAGCUGGGCGACCGGCUACAUCCGAAGUUUUGCUUCUGAAGGUCACUUUGACAGUUCAUGUCACUUCUUUGGAGAAACACCGGCCCAUUCUCCGCAUGCACCCACGCCAGCGUGCUUUCUUGCCGCUGGACGACUUCUUCUCGGUGGCGGCUGGCCGCGGGAUGGACUGCUUCUACAACGACAAGGUCCUCGAGUGGAAGCCCCAUGUCCCGGUGCUUCUCCGGCCCUUCGCUUUGACCCCGCCCUUGGUCAUGCCGUGCGCCGAGAUCGCUCGCUUUCGAGCGGCGCGGUUCACCUCCAUGAGACGAUCCAGAUGA
Durusdinium trenchii is the source of this 1326-nucleotide messenger RNA. The record is from the annotation of a GenBank genome assembly. Lineage: Eukaryota; Dinophyceae; Suessiales; Symbiodiniaceae.